AUGGCCUCUCCCAGCGUGAUCACCUUCCAGCCCCAGACUUUGGCUGCCCCACGGGCGGGCGAGUGGCAGUCGGGGCUGCUGGACUGCUGCUCCGACUGCGGCGUGUGUGUUUGCGGAGCCUUCUGCUUCACCUGCCUGGGGUGCCAAGUGGCCCAGGACAUGGAUGAGUGCUGCCUGUGCGGCCCCAGCGUGGCCAUGAGGACGCUCUACCGCACCAGAUACAACAUCCCGGGCUCUAUUCUGGAUGACUGGACCGCCACCAUGUGCUGCCCCAUGUGCUCGCUCUGCCAGCUGAAGAGAGACAUCAACCGGAGGAGGGAGCUGGGCAUAUUCUGGUAA
Chroicocephalus ridibundus (black-headed gull) is the source of this 339-nucleotide messenger RNA. It is a transcript of the gene PLAC8, whose product is annotated as placenta associated 8. The coding region runs from base 1 to 339 and encodes 112 amino acids. The transcript has 3 exons. Gene Ontology annotation, biological process: positive regulation of transcription by RNA polymerase II. Lineage: Eukaryota; Metazoa; Chordata; Aves; Charadriiformes; Laridae. The record is from RefSeq and is a predicted model, not a curated record.